This is a messenger RNA of Paramacrobiotus metropolitanus, 1542 nucleotides long. RefSeq lists its product as uncharacterized. The transcript has 3 exons. Bases 47 to 1156 code for a protein of 369 amino acids. Gene Ontology annotation, molecular function: protein binding. The record is from RefSeq and is a predicted model, not a curated record. NCBI's taxonomy places the organism in Eukaryota, Metazoa, Tardigrada, Eutardigrada, Parachela, Macrobiotidae.
UGCCGGCAACCCUGAGCUAGUCGUGGGAGUUGAUAAGCUUACCGCCAUGUUUGUUUACGGUGAUCACAAGCAUUCCGUGUGCGCGUGUGUAGUACACGCGUGGAACGCCGUGGAUGUGCUGAUCGACGGACGGCUCCAUCACGGCCGCGUCAUCAACGUGGCGGAGACAGGGCUGAUCAUUGAUUUCCAAUGCCCUGCAGGGCGCUCGCAACUGAUCGAGUACGGGACCAUUUUUCGCUGUGACGACCAGAACGGCCCGCCACACAGCGCGCAGGUCCUGCUGCGCCGUCAUCCCGACGGCGCCUGGAUCUGGUAUCCGGGAAGAGUCGUCCCCGUCGGCAGUUGCUGGCAUGGCGACUAUGAGUUGGUGCAAGUGCAGCGGCACUACGGCACCGUCACCGAGCUGCUCCCCCGGGAGCGGAUACGCGAGACCCCCUCGGAAGCGGAUUUGCGCGAGCGGCGUGUGGAGGUGGGGGAUUUUGUCGUCCGCUCGAGUCCGCUGCCCGUCGCGCAUAUGUUCAGCGCAUCCCUGCCGUUCGGACGGAUCUUCGACGAUGAAUUCAGUCGUCGCCAUAAGGUGUUGUUGACGGCCGUCCUCGGCCGUGAGAUAUUUUAUCUGCAGCGACAAAACAGUUCUCCACUGACCAUCCAGCAGGUGGCGGACAUUUGUCGUACGGCGAGAACGAUCGACCAAUCGCGGCCAACGCUUUCAUCACGAGAGGUUGUCGUUGACACCCGCAUGCGGCUGCCCACUGAGUUGUUGGUGGAGAUCUUCCAGUCGCUGGACUCCAUCCACCGAGUCCGUUGUCGGCGUGUCUGUCUACUGUGGAACAUUCUUCUCACCACGGAAGCACACUUCCCGGAUGUCUGGGUGUCCGGCAGCGACGAAACACACGGCAUGUACGGGGUGGUGGCAUGUUUGCUGAAAUGCCUUACCAGCGCCCCCAAGGUGGUGCUGCUGAGCAGAUUGCCGCUGCAGGACAGCCGACAACUGUCCGCCCCUAUCCGCUACAUCUUGCAACCCCAUCGCCUGCCAGUGCUGGUGUUGUACGACUGCGCUUUCAGCGAAGCGCUGGAUCGUAUCAAGGAGGUGGUAGGUAGCGCGACGGAACUGAACGCGCAUUGUGCACGCGACAAAGUGGUGUGGAAGAAUUAAUGUCGUUUGUCGGAUGGCAGUCUGACAGUGCUGAUACCGCGGCACUCCUUCCGCGUCCAGUCGCGCCUGCAAUUGGAAAAGGAGAUGUGGGAUGUGGUGGAGCGGAAUCUGGUACUGCAGAAGACGCUGGAUCGGCAGGCCGUGGCGGACUGCAUCGCUGCAUGCGUUCUGCGCCUGCAGAGAGAUCGGUAUGAUGAGCAAGCUCAACUGAUUUCAAGAGCUCUUAACCGCUAUCAGAGUGUUGAUCCCCGCGACUCCACCCACUACUGUGGUCGGGGAUGGACGGCGUCCAAUAUCUCCGCUUUGGACGUUAAGCAGCUGACUACACUGACGACGGCGUAUUUAAACGAACACGUUGUCAAGCUGUAAGAGGUGACCUGACCUCU